GCGGUUGCCAAGGAGAUGGGCAGUGUCCGCCGGCCUGUCUGCCCUCACCGCCGCGGCGUGGGGGGGUGCCCCUCCGUCCGUCCGUCCGUCCGUCUGUCCGUCCAUCCGGCGGGGGAGGGCGGAGCGCGGAGGGUGGCGAUGCUGCGCGGUCCCUGCCGGGUCCCCGCCGGCCCAACCUGUCGGGGCGGCGGCGGCAGCGAGCCGGGCAGCGCCGCACGCCCCUGCAGCCGGCACCGCCCGGGGGCACGGAGCGGCUCCCCGCCGGCCCAGCGCCCCCUCCCCGGGGCGGCGGCGGGGCCCGCGGCUCUGCCCCCGGCCCGCCCCGGCACCGGCACCGCCCCCGCCGCGGGAGCCCCGGCGAAUCAGCGGGGCGCUGUCAGGGCGUCAGCGCCGGCGGCUCCGCGGGGCCGGCCCCGAGCGCGUCCCUUAUCGCAGACGGGCACCGGGGAUCGCAUCAUUAGCAUGGGCACUGUUUGCUUUUCGCGGCGCUGCUGUUUGCUUUUCGCUCUCGCCUGGGCCGGCAGGUUGGCGGGAGGCAGCGGGGGCGCAGAUGUUGACGAGUGCGCAGAAGCUACGGAUGACUGUCACAUCGACGCAAUUUGUCAAAACACACCAAAAUCCUACAAAUGCAUCUGCAAGCCGGGCUACAAAGGGGAAGGGAAGCAGUGUGAAGAUAUCGAUGAGUGUGAAAAUGACUUCUACAAUGGGGGUUGUGUCCACGAGUGUAUCAACAUUCCAGGCAACUACAGGUGUACGUGCUACGAUGGAUUCAUGUUAGCCCACGAUGGCCACAACUGUCUUGAUGUUGAUGAGUGUCUGGAUAACAAUGGAGGGUGCCAGCAGAUUUGUGUAAAUACUAUGGGCAGCUACGAAUGUCAGUGCAAAGAGGGCUUUUUUCUGAGUGAUAACCAGCACACCUGCAUUCAUCGCUCCAUUGAGGGUAUGAACUGUAUGAACAAAGAUCAUGGGUGUGCACACAUCUGCCGGGAGACACCCAAAGGUGGGGUUGCCUGUGAAUGUAGACCUGGCUUUGAACUUGCCAAAAACCAGAAGGACUGCAAAUUAACCUGUAACUAUGGGAAUGGAGGCUGCCAGCACACCUGUGAUGACACAGACACUGGCCCUGUGUGUGGCUGUCAUCAGAAGUAUGCCCUGCACUCAGAUGGCCGAACCUGCAUCGAGAAGGAUGAGGCUGCAAUUGAGAGUUCUGAGUACAAUGCCACGUCAGUAGCUGAUGUGGACAAGCGGGUGAAACGGCGGCUACUUAUGGAAACAUGUGCUGUCAAUAACGGAGGCUGUGAUCGGACUUGCAAGGAUACCGCGACAGGGGUGCGCUGCAGUUGCCCAGUUGGAUUUACCCUGCAGCCUGAUGGGAAAACGUGCAAAGAUAUCGAUGAGUGUUUGGUAAACAAUGGUGGCUGUGACCAUUUCUGCCGAAACACGGUUGGCAGCUUUGAGUGCAGCUGCCAGAAAGGCUAUAAACUGCUCACAGAUGAAAGGACCUGCCAAGAUAUAGAUGAGUGCUCCUUUGAAAGGACCUGUGACCACACCUGCAUCAACUAUCCUGGAAGCUUUGAGUGUCUCUGCCACAAAGGCUACACCUUGUAUGGACUGACACACUGUGGAGAUAUUGAUGAAUGCAGCAUCAGCAAUGGAAGCUGUGACUUUGGGUGUCUAAAUACCAUGGGGAGCUAUGAGUGUGUCUGCCCACCUGGAAAGAAACUGCACUGGAAUAAAAAGGACUGUGUUGAGGUGGUGAAAUGUCUCCCAAAUGCCAAACCAGCUCCCAAGGCUCAGCUAGUAUGCAGUAAGACAGGAGGCAUAGAGAGCUGCUUCCUGUCAUGCCCAUCCAAUACUCUUUUUGUUCCAGACUCGGAGAACAGCUACACGCUGAGCUGCGGCGUCCCCGUGCAGCACGGCAAGGCGCAGCCCAGGCGCAACUCCACCAUGCCCAGCUGCUCAGAUUCCCUAGCCCCUCCAGUUAAGCAAAAAGCUCGUUUUAAAAUCAAAGAUGCAAAAUGCCAUUUACGGCCUCGCAGCAAAGAAAAAACAAAAGAUUCUGGGAAGCAGGCUGUUUCAGGAGGUCAGUUCCCCUGCACAGACAACUGCCAGGUGACCUUUGUGAAUCUCAAGUGCGAUUCCUCCAAGAAAAAACGCCGAGGCCGCAAGUCACCAUCCAAAGAAGUGUCCCAUAUCACUGCAGAGUUUGAAGUGGAGAUGAAGUCUGAAGAAGUCUCAGACACCUGUAACAUUGACUGUGUUCGGAAAAGGAUGGAGCAGAAGCUGCAAACUGCAAUCAAAACAUUGAGGAAAUCUAUUAAUAAACAGCAAUUUUACAUUCAGUUUUCUGGGACAGAAUAUGAAGUGGCUCAGAAGCCAGCUAAAGCUACUGAAGGGCAUGAAGCGUGCAGUACAGGGCAAGUACUGCAGGAUGGAAAAUGUGUUACCUGCAGCACGGGCACCUUUUAUAGCGGAGAACACAACCAGUGCGUCCCGUGCUCGCCAGGAACCUACCAGGACACAGAAGGCCAGCUCACCUGUGAGCCUUGCCCCAGCAACGAUGGCCAGGGAGUCGCGGGCGCCCGGAACGUCUCGGAAUGUGGAGGGCAGUGUUCUCCUGGGCACUACUCUUCAGAUGGUUUUAAACCUUGUACAGUCUGUCCUCUUGGUAUGUAUCAGCCUGAACCAGGAAGAACCCUCUGCUUUCCCUGUGGCGGUGGGCUCGUGACCAAAUACGAAGGUGCUGUUUCCUUUCAAGACUGUGAAACCAAAGUUCACUGUUCUCCUGGACACUAUUACAACUCCACAACACACAGAUGUAUCCGGUGCCCUGUGGGAACAUACCAGCCUGAGUUUGGUCAAAACUACUGCAUCACCUGCCCUGGCAACACCAGUACAGAUUUUGAUGGCUCCACCAAUGUCACGCACUGCAAAAACCAGCAUUGUGGAGGAGAACUGGGGGACUACACUGGCUACAUUGAAUCACCCAACUAUCCUGGAGACUACCCAGCUAAUGUGGAAUGCAUUUGGAAUAUAAAUCCACCCCCAAAGAGAAGAAUACUCAUCGUAGUACCUGAGAUAUUUCUCCCAAUUGAGGAUGAAUGUGGUGAUGUUUUAGUAAUGAGAAAAAGUGCUUCUCCUACUUCAAUUACUACGUAUGAAACAUGUCAGACCUAUGAGAGACCUAUUGCAUUUACCUCAAGAUCAAGGAAACUCUGGAUUCAGUUCAAGUCCAAUGAAGGAAACAGUGGCAAAGGAUUUCAGGUCCCCUAUGUGACUUAUGAUGAGGAUUACCAACAACUAAUAGAAGACAUUGUUAGAGAUGGCCGAUUAUAUGCAUCAGAAAACCAUCAAGAAAUUCUAAAGGACAAGAAACUGAUUAAAGCUCUCUUUGAUGUACUGGCACACCCUCAAAACUAUUUCAAGUACACAGCACAAGAGUCAAAAGAAAUGUUUCCAAGAUCAUUUAUAAAGCUGCUGCGAUCGAAAGUUUCCAGGUUUCUACGACCGUACAAAUAGUCGAGUGGUAUUCAGUUUUUGGUUACUUUGCAUUCCUGUCAAAUAUUGUCUUUCCUCCAUAGUAGAAACAUUUGCUAAUUUGAAAGCUCUUUUUUGCAGACUUUGUUCACAAUUGAUAACGAAGAACACCUAUAAUGUUUUAUAAUUGUAAAAAGUCAAUGUUCUGAAUGGGAUACUUACUACAAAAAAAGAAAAAAAAAAAAAAAAAAAUUAUGCAUCCCCGAGUACAUCUAGUUGCAGAUCCACAUUUGGGUCUGCACUAGUGUAUCCUCACUUUCCAUCUGAAAUCUCACUAUGUAAAAAUAUUCUUUCUAGCUUUUUAUUUUUCAUCAACAAUAACUUUUGUCAAAGAAAGGAGGAAUCUAUUCAAAUAUGAUUAAACUACCUGCAGAUAAGUUCUGUUAUAGAAAGAAGUAUGUAGUAUAAAUAAUACUUGGAUUUUGAAUUGCACUUGAAGUUUAUAUUUGAAUCUUUAGAAGAAAACUAAACAAUCUAAAUUUUGUUACUUCUCAUUUGUGGCUUAGUGGAACCUCUGUCCAAGUAGAAAUCAAAAAGGAAAAAAAAAAAAAAAGAAGAAAAAAUGCAUAAUUUUGUUUUAUGGAUUACAUGAGAUUGAGUCCCAUGCCCUAAUGUCCUAAUGUUUUUAUCUGUCCUCUUCUAAACUUCUUCAGAGGUUUGCCACUGUCAAUUACUUAAUUGAAACAGAUUUAGCUCUGGAUUUCCAUGCAUCAAUCGGUUCCUUUAAAGACAUUUACAAUAGGAUAUGUGAGAAAUUAACAACAACACUAGUAGUCUUGGUUUUCUUUCCAUUGAGAGCAUCUAAUUAAGUACAAUAUAUAAAUAUAUAAAUAUAUACUUCUAUUUGUGGGUACAUUAGUAAUGUUAUCUCUAGUUACUGUAAAUAUUAUUCAUGCUUAAAUCUUUACUCCCACACACCCUAUUUACUCAUAUCUAUAUGUAACUUUGUGUAGACAAUUAAAUGAGUUCUCCAAGUGCUUGUCACUUCUAUUAACACCCAAUUUUGAGGUUUUAUAAUACUGCGUAAUGGUUUACUCUGGGACAAUCUCUUUCAAUAUGUAUUAUUCCAGGAAAAAUAGCAUGAGUGGAGAUGCAAGUGCUGCCCAGUAAAGGGUCAGCUGUUGCCUCUCCCUUGGGAGACCAACAGAGUGACCCUCAGGACAACACACGUGGGAGGAGCUGCUGCUGGACCCUCUAGUUGUGCUCUCUAAAACACUGAGAGCACAACUGUGUCCAAGCCUCAGAUUGUCAGGGGCUCAGGGGCUCCCUUUUAUCCCAGAUUUGUAGCCACAGUGCCCAUCAAGCACAGGGACUGCAGGAGAGCUUUGGCCUUAUGCUCAGGCCCUGUUCACAGAGCGACAGUGGGUUUGCCAUGAUGAUAAAUCCUGGGUUUCCUGCUGUUUCCCGGCACAGGAGCUAAAUCAAAUGGGAGAGGAGCCUUUAUUUUGUAUUAGUAUUUCAGCCUCUUUCCUUUUCAGUCCCUUCCUCUUGUGUAUCAUUUUCCCUUUUGAUUCUACAAGUUUAUUCAAUGGAGAAAUUAAAUCUCCUGGCAGCAUCCUUUCAGAAAAAGACUAAAACACAGUUUUGCUUUGCUGCUUCUUUUUUUGCCUGUCUACCCUGUAGUUUAACAUGUGUUGGGAUGUUCUCAAAGACAUAUAUAAGAGGUGCUUGUGGUUAUCUUCUGACACUUUCUUUUUGUCCUUGAGCAAGUACUGCUUAAAUUUACACAGUUGGUUUCUGUUGACUGCAAGUGGUUGAAUAUUCCAUUUCUAUGAGAACACACUUAAGUAUUCUGUUGAGUUUUUCUACUUAACCAUCUUGUAAUUUGCUUGCCUUCUUUCCUUUUCUGUUGAAGAAUAUAAUUUUUUUUCUUUCUAUGCCUGAGCAGCCUGACUUUAUAGUCUAACAUUUCUUUUUCCACACUCAUGGACUUCAGAUCUUUGUUGAGCUUUCUUUUUAAUAUAUACAUUAACCCUUGUUAAAAAAUGUCACUUCUCCAUAAAAGUCCUUUGUUAAAAGUUGUUAAACCUAAAUUUUUCUUGAGGAUUGUGGGAAUCCAGGGCAUCCCUCUGGCUGCCCUGGAUUGCCUGGGACCCUGGCAAGGGGAUCAGGAACCCCCCUGUACAGAGCCCUCAGAGACACUGUCUCUGAUCUCUGUCCAUGGAAAAGAGUUUUCAAUCUUACAGGAUGAAUUACAAGCUCUGAGUGUUUGAUAUGAGUAAUAAUUAAGUGUGGCACGGGUGCAAAAGUAGAAUUUUAGGAUUCUAGAUAAAGGUUCAAAGGAGGCAAGAUGGAGGAAAUUAAGCGUGCCUUGUCUUUUUUCUUCUUCUUCAUGCCACGUUUCACUGUGGUGUUGGCAUUUUUCUAUUAAUUUAAACUGGGACACACUGUUCAACAUAAGUGAUAGAUAUUGGCACGUUAUUGUAAAUACAGCACAGGUAGUUUCUGGUAUUUAAUGUUUGUAACAUCCCACUGAGGGCAGAGCCCCACACGCUGCCCUGCAGGACAGACCUGCGGCAGGGCAGCAGAACAUGUUAGAGAUAAGCAAGAAUAAACAACCUUAAAAACCAGCACAGAUUAAUUACAACUUCUUCUUUGGCAGUGGGGCUGAAAGACAGAGACUUUGUACAAUCUUGAGAUCAUUUAAAUACCACAAAUUCCAACAGGGGAUGUUAAAACUACUUUUAUUUAUGGUUCACCAAGGGUCACUAAAAAGAACACAUUUUCAUUAAUUUUUUCUUUAACAGUAGUCAUUUUUACCAAAAAAAAAAAGUUUUUAAAAAGCAAAACUCUUUUCAGGUACUCAAUUAUGCAGGAGUAUAUAGCUAAAAAAACUACUUUAGCCAAACAGUAGUUCAAAGUCUGAUAGGUUAUUCAGAGUAUUAUUCAGAUCCAUUAGAAUGAGUCAGGAUUGCAGCCAUUCUACUAAAAGAUAUGAAAAAUAUGGCAAAAAUAACUUCCUCACUUGGCAAAUGAUUUAGAGUGAUCUUUAGUAUUUCAAUCUUGAGUAAGCAAACUUCAGAACCUGGUACUGUACACUGAGUUUUGUAAAAUCCUUGCUAAAAUUUUUGUUUAACAACCAACCUGUUUGGAUGUAAUACCAUAGUAUGACAGUGAUCCCAAACUCCAGAAAGCACUGGCAGCACCAUAAAAUUUUCCAGGUUCUUAGCUCCAUGGGAAAUCCAGUGCCAGAGAGAAACCGUAUAAGGGACAUGUCCCAAUUCUGGUCACUGGUAGUGGGACCUUGCAGAGCUGUGAGAGGUGAAUACAAGCAAGAGAAAUUGAAUUUGGCUCUGGUACCACUUGCUCUGACUUAAAACCACACUACAAAAAAGCAGGGCUUUGUCCAGUUCGUCCUGACAGACAACCUGAGAAUGAGGCUGACAUUCCCCAGAGCCACAUCAGGACAAGGCACUUGUGGACUUCUGAGGCAAACACAGGCUUUGUGCUCCUGAAGGAAGGUGCUGAAGGAAAGAGAAUAAUCUGACCCUCAAAAAUUGACACAAAUGCUUUUGAACAUAUCUGAUAUAUUUAGAAAAUGAGUCAGGCUUGAACGCUUGCCGCUCUGCAUAGAAAUGCUCUUCGAAGUGCAAAUUUCUAAUGAAAUAAGUAAUGACAAGUGGUACAUAGGGCAGUCUGAACUGUUUUCAGUUGAUUUGAAGAACAGCACAGAAUUUUUAUAUCAGCUCUAGAAGUUAAAAAAUGUUUUGACUUUCAUACUAUGUUUACAGUUACAGAAGCUGGCAGUCACCAAAUAGGAGGUGAGUUCAGCUCUUCAUCUGUUAGUGUGGGAUGCCUUCAUUGUCAGAGUCAGAGAACCUGUUGCUACUACACAAUAACAGCACAACAACAAAGAAUGUUUUCUUCUACACACAUUUGGGAAUCAAAAACCGGACAAGGAGAAAUACAGCUGCCUUUAAGCAAACCAGCUUCUGAACGUGGCAGAAUAUAACAUCUUAGCUGUUACCCUGAAUGUGAAAUACUCCAUUUGAACAUACCAAUAAAUACAGCCCUGUAUCUGUUCUUAGAGAAUUACACAUUGUCUGCAGUACAGGUGCAGCAACACAUUUAUGUGGUAAUACAGGUAGACUGAAGAAGUGCCCAUUUGUGAUUGCCCAAUUCCGUGGCACAAACAGAGCUCUUAAUUUUCAAUUUGCAAAUGCCUGUAUGAUUAAAAGCUGCACCUGCAGCACUUAGCAUUUUAAGCCUCUCUUUCUGCUUUAAGUACUGCACUUAUUUUUAGUGAGGUGGUGGUGAAUCAUCCCUAAACAUUCUCACAGGCCACCCAAAUCACUGCCUGCACACCUACUCUAGUCCAGGACACUGCAGCAAUCACAAGUUGCUCAUCAAGCCCUGAGUUGUGCCUUGAAAGCGCUGAGGACACAGAGGUGCCUCUCUGUCUGAUUUGAGCACAGGGAGCAGCAGAAUUCUGUGUUCAGUGCAUUGCCACCUCUUCUGCCACACUGCAUCUUGCCUUCAAUAACAAGACUUACUCUGCCCACAGAUUUAGCUUGCUGAAACUGGAUUUAAAAAUUCUGAAGUCUUUCUUUCAUCCCAUUUUCUUGCCCUGUUUUCCUUCUUCCAUCAUACAUUAGAUUUUUACCUAAAAAACAACUUUUCAAAAGAAGUUUAUUUCCUUGUUUUGCUACCCCCAUAGAAUAAAGUUAUGACUACUUAAGAUUUAGAUUAAUCCUUUGUACACAGCAGCUUCAUUCUAGAGUAAGCUUACUUAAAAGUAAUUAAGCUUACUUAAAACUAGCUUACCUUAUAAGCCAGGUUUAGUUUAGUUUAGUUUUAGACUAGCUUAAAUAAAUAAAGGAUUGGUCAUAGAAUUUUCAGACCAUCCACAUUCUGAGUUGUCAGUGGGUUUUAAAGAGCACAGCUCGCCUGAAAUCCUGUCUGUGAGCAGAAGGCAAGGAUGCUGCCACAUCAGUGAGAAACAUCCUUUACAUGUGUUCAGCAUUCCAAAAGGACGGUCAAACCCCACCCUGUGCCUUUUUAUAAGCCUGCCCAACGCUUUCAAAUUUCUCAGAUCAGUUUUACCUAUAAAAAACCCAGUUUUAAUCUUGCAGAUAGCAGGCUAGGAGCUUCAGGAGCAAAAGUGGUGCUGUGGUUCUUAUACAGGGCCUGCUGACAGGUGUUUGACAGCAAAACUCACCUGCUCUGUGACAGCUCCCAUGUCUGGACUCUAAAUACCUUUGAAGGCUCUUAAAAACUUAGCUGGAGUAAAAUCUUCAACAACUGGACCCAGUGGCAAAUUUCCCAGCCACCUCAGGGGUCUGGAUGGGUUCUAAAUGAUGGGAAUGAGUGGCACACAGAGUUCCUUGUAUCCGUAUCAUGAGUUGAAGGAGUUGCAUCUUUUCGUAGUUUAAAACCACUGAUUGACAGGAAUGGGAGUAACUGGAGGAGUUCCUGUAGAAUCUCGGUACUUUGGGACUUCAAUUGAGUAGUUUUCUAGAAUGAGAGACUGUUGUAAGCACUUGGGAAAAGGAAUACUUUUGUCUUCCAGAAGAAUUUAUGGAAGAAGGGAAAUUUCUGUAAGGUACUAUGAAUUUACUCCUCAGUGAGAGACUUGGAUUCAGAGCCAAGUCUUGUGUUUUAUCUCUCAUCUGAAUAGAAGCAGAGUGGAAAAUAAACCAUGUCAAAAACCUGUUAUCUAAGGAUCUGAAUAGAUACAAUUCCACUUUGUUAUUUCAUUUAUUUAUUCUUUCAUCAUAAAGCUUUUAAUCUAUAAAAUUAAUAUGUAAUAUACAAGAGUAAAAUGUACAGAAGUACCUUUAGAUCUAAUAAUUUAAACCAUCUGUAUUCAGAGAGCAGAGAUAACAAGUUUAAAGAUAUACAAACAAUUGCAAUUCAAUUUUUUCAAUAUCUAGAAAAAAAAAGUGGCUUUGAUUAAUUAAACUUUAUUUUAAUUAUUGUGAAAAUAUCUUUUUUAGAGUUUGUUUUUGUUACUUUUUUUAAUUAAAAUUAUUUUGUAAAUAUUGUUUUCUAUGUUUUAUAACUUAGAAAGGCCAUUAAUUUGCAUUGAGAGCAGCAGAGACUCAACAUGUUGAUUAUAAAGAUACUUUACAAGACCGGGGUGGAUGUGAGGCAGUUGCCAGAUUUGUCAUUCCAGAUUACACGUCCUGUUAUUUCUUCAGUCUCACUGGCAUGACAGGAAGAGUUUUCUGAGGUAAUUUAACAUUCUAAUUUAAGGAGAACUGGCUAUCAAGUGUCAUUCUAAAGUGCUUCCCAUUUUUAUAACAUAGAAAGAAUAUAUAUCUUAAAGUUAGUGCUGGUUCUUCUUUCAUUGUUAGGAUGUGAAACAACACAGAACUCAGAAAUAAAAGGGAAUUUAAUAGAUUAUAUACAUGGAUAGUGCAAAGACAAGGAAAGCUGUGGGAUCUCUAUGCUUGUAGGGAGCAGUAGAAGUGAUAAAGCCUCACAUUGGAUUAGAUCACAGAGCCUUUUUUAGGCAAAACCACUGAAGCCAGUGGUACUUUCACCUGCAAAAAAGUUGAUUUUGAUCAUAUCCAGCACCAUUUUAAGCAGGAAUUUCUGGCAGGCUGGAUUUCAGGGGGAAGCACACAGGGUGUAAUACUGGAUUCUGCUUCAAUUUGCUCCACGUAAACCACUGCGCAGGAGUGAGAUUUUAAACUGAACUGUUGUAGAUGCUGCUGGGACUUCUAAGCUUUAUUACCAAUGUAAAUUGUGUACAAACAGCUAUUUCCAUAUGAAAUGUACAAUAAUAGUUUAGAGCAAGGGUAGUGAAUAACUGUACAAAAUUUGAUACUUAGAAAAUAAAAUACAGUGCUAAGCUUUACCAAUAUUUUAACAAUUAUGUCAGAUUUAUAGUAGAAAAUGUUGUUGUAAAUGUACCUUAUAAGAAAAUACAUUUCCUUUUGCCUCUGUAUAUUAAUAGCUUUGAUUUCUAUGUCAAAGUUAAAAAUGAAGCAUGUAAUAAAACUUUUGUUAAAAUCACUUUCAUAAUAAACAUAAAAUGGAAUGGA
Messenger RNA from Taeniopygia guttata (zebra finch), 10526 nucleotides. RefSeq names its product signal peptide, CUB domain and EGF like domain containing 1 (gene SCUBE1). The record is from RefSeq and is a predicted model, not a curated record. NCBI's taxonomy places the organism in Eukaryota, Metazoa, Chordata, Aves, Passeriformes, Estrildidae. Gene Ontology annotation, biological process: signal transduction. Gene Ontology annotation, molecular function: calcium ion binding. Gene Ontology annotation, cellular component: cell surface.